AUGUCGCAGAAUCCCAACUACAAUCACUUCAUCGCAGAUCCUGCUGAGACUCAUUACUUCGUUCGACGUUCCGACGACGCGGGCCACGGCCACGACAUCGGCAACGACCGCACUAUCGCAGGUCUUCAGCAAUUUUUAGCAGCUGCUCAGGAGGGCACCAUGGAUGCAUUUCCAGGCUCACAGAUGCUUCCUGGCACGACAUCUUGGUCUCUGAUCUACAAUGUCGCAAAUCGGCAUUGGUUGCACGUACUGUUCACUGUUGACUUCGACAGCAACACUGGCCAGAUCUCCGUUCAUGAUUCAAAGGAGGACCUUGGCUGCCUCGCCAUGAUCAGAGAAGAGCUUGUACUGUAUGCCAAGCUUAUCUCAAUGCGCGAGGAACUCGGGCUGAGCACAGUCGUCUGGCCAGAGCCGAAUGCUAUCAAGUAUCUCCCGUGCCCUCAGCAAAACAACAGCUCCGAUUGCGCCUUUUAUGCUUUCAACUGUGCUCGAGUGCCUGCUGGUCAAGAACACUUCAAUCGCAGUAUAGCUGAUAGCAGUGAGAUGGGCUUGGUGCUCCGGAGAGAAGCGCUCGAUUUCGUGCACGCCUGCAUGAGGGCGUGCCAAGAUUCCAAUGCCGCGCAGACCCCUCCGCAGGACUUGGAAAACGAAACGCCACUGUCGCCCGAAAUGGUCCAAGAUCGUUGGGAACGCAUCAGGCUUGCACAAUGGUCUGGUGCUUUGGUCAACCCCCAGGCCCCGCCGGAGGGCUUUGCCGGCACCUGGAGCUGGAUACAAGUUGGUGUGGAUGAUGUGGCUGCCAUGAACAGAGCUAUGACUUCGCCGGCGUCAGUAGUAACUUCUCGAUAUGCUGGCCUCCUCGAUACCGGUAUCGCUGCGACUCCUGGUGUCAUAUGGUGGCCACAAGAGACGGAAGUCAAUGAGCAUGAUUCUUCGUCGCCUACUUCUCUCGCCGCGCCUCGGAAACAAAAGAAGGCAUCUCAAGGCAAACCAGGUUAUAGGAAAAGCGAAAGCCCCGACAGGGAAUACUACAAAAACAAGUCUACGAACAUGGAACCGGUCUUUCGGGCUCCAGGAGGACCUCGCACUUCGAUUCCUAAGGGAACACUCCUCAACGCGAGACAAUUCUCAGUUAGUCAUGAAAAGUGGAGUGUGGCAGACAAGCAGAAGCUAUGUCACUUGAUCGAGGUAGAGGGUCUGUCCAGGUCGGACGUGAAGAAGCUGCACUUUCCUCACGUGAAAAUAAAGGUACUGAAUUGCGUCUACAAUCGGAUCAAGGUCAAGCAAAACAGGGAAGCAGUGCGGCUCGCAAACAAAAGGAGGAUGUAUGCUCCACUCACGCCACAGCAAGAACGUCGGGUGCUGCAGCUGAAGAACAGCACCAAUACCAAGUGGGCGUACAUAUCUGAGGACACCGGCCUCUCCGUGGAGAGCUUGAAAGCUCACUGGAUCGACCUCAAACAUAAAUCUCAACCAGAAAGAAGAAAGAAACGACCGAACGUUACGAAUCCCUCUCAAUCUACACGCCAGCGUCUACUGACUCAGGAUCAAGCAGCGUUCUUUAUACUGCUGGAUGCAAGCUUGCGCUCCUCGGAUAUAUUGUAUCCGGUAUUCCCUGGUCUACGAGCAGACGCCCGGUUUGGCAACAUCACAGACGUCCUCCAUGACUGGGAAGAAGCGGGGGAGCUCGUACUGUCCAGUAAGAAGACGGCAUCCCACUUGCCGCUCGCAUUCGUGCUAUGCUUCAAUCUUAUGGAUCUCUUGAGCGACACGCCGAAUGCUGUAGGCAAGACGAAAUGCGAUAUCAGCUACAGCCAAGACAACGAGCAAUGGUAUGCUGACGAGCUCUGGCAAGCAGACGAGCAGGCCGAGUAUCGUGCUCAAACACCAUUCGAGCGAUCAAAGCUUAGCAAUGUGGCCUUCCCAUAUUUUUGGCAUAAACCUGAUAAGCUGGUAAUGCCAUUCGUCGUUGCGCUGGCUUCCUCGGUCUCUGAGGAGGAGUCGGAGAAGUACAAUAGUCCGGCUUACUCUGUGACACUCUCUAUCCGCAAGAUUCACUGGGAAGCAUGGAUGUCGUUGGCCUUUCUUGAAGGUUGUGCAUGGGCACCCAGAAUACGGGCGCGCUUCCUCGGCAGCAUCUCACGCUUCCAUCUUCCGAUCGUCGGUACGUCAGGGUAGAGUUCACAUUCCUCCCCGCCUCGACGCAGUUUGGUAUGUGGUCAGCAGGCAUUGCGCUUGCUCGAGAUCCUACUCUUGGCUAGCGACUCUCGGCACGGCUGCUCUAGAUCUAUCAUCACGCCGGACAGAUCGGUCAUUUGAAGGUGUCUCGGAACUUAUGGGGAUUGGUCUUUGAUAGAUUGUUUCCUGCUCUCAGAUAGUUCUAUCCCAGUCACAAUUUGGCACUCAUUGCUCAAACUUUCCAUCAAUAUGAUGGCUCUGUGCCGAAUUGCUCAGUACCCAUGCUCUUCAAGAUGGACCUGCUCAUCGCGUAUCUCGAAAGACACCUCUAUACAAGUUACGCUGAGUCGCCGAAACGCGAAGCUCGGCGCCUGAAGAGUACGUCCGAAGCUUGAAAGUUGUCGCGGUGCCAGGUGAACAGUCGGUACGAACUCACUAGGAAGGUGAUGAGAAGCGCAAGGAGGGUCUGCCAUAGGCCGGCGAAGUCGAAAGUACUUGGGAUUUGGAGGAGCGUGCGGCCUGGACGACGGUGCGGCAGGAGUAGACCGAACAGGCCCUCGUAGACGACAAUAGCGAUGAUGACGCGGACGGGAUGCUCUCGCAGGAGUAGCUCGACGGAUUUCUGGUUGUAGAGCCUCUUACGGUACUGCUGUUCGCCCAGGAAUCGAUUAUUAUCUAUUUUGGAAGCCUUGUUCUGCUUUGGUGUUCGGAUGUGCCGUAAUGGUGUAGCGUGAAGUGUGGUGGUGAAAGUCCGUUUAAAGCUUGGGGAUGUAGUAAACAGGAUGCGCUACUGUGAUCAGUUGUAUACUGU
Molecule: messenger RNA, 2989 nt
Organism: Pseudocercospora fijiensis CIRAD86
Lineage: Eukaryota; Fungi; Ascomycota; Dothideomycetes; Mycosphaerellales; Mycosphaerellaceae
Exons: 7
Coding region: 1-2178 (725 amino acids)
Source: RefSeq, a predicted model, not a curated record